This is a messenger RNA of Trichomycterus rosablanca, 1785 nucleotides long. It is a transcript of the gene rnf150a, whose product is annotated as ring finger protein 150a. The record is from RefSeq and is a predicted model, not a curated record. Bases 219 to 1490 code for a protein of 423 amino acids. The transcript is spliced from 7 exons. NCBI's taxonomy places the organism in Eukaryota, Metazoa, Chordata, Actinopteri, Siluriformes, Trichomycteridae.
CGUGGAGCGGUGACCGUUAGAAACAGUUCGGGGCAGUUUGUGCUACAGGUGUUCGGUUAGACUUGUUUAGUGUCAAAUUAAUUUUAAGGCGAAUGAGAAGUUUAAUAAUGUCAAACUUUUAGUAAGAAGAAAGUGUCAUUUAUGGUCUGUGGUUAGCUUAUCUAGGUCGCGGUGCUAGCCGGUUAGCGUCGGUGAAUGUUGUGGUGACGGUUUGAACCAUGUCGGGUUCGGUGAGUAAAGCCUGCCGGAGUCUGGCUCUGUCCACCUGGCUCCUGUCCUUCUGCUUCGUGCAUUUACUGUGUCUGGACUUCACCGUGGCAGAGAAGGAGGAGUGGUACACCGCCUUCGUGAACAUCACCUACACCGACCCUGUCACAUCUGAACCCAGAACCGAGAAGACGGAGAGCGGCCGGUACGGAGAGCACUCCCCGAAAAGAGAGGCCCGGGGCCCGGUGUUAAUCCCGCUGCCCGGACACGACCGACAGGUCUGCGAUAGCCAGACCAGAUUCCCCGCUGCUCAGCCUCCUAACGGCUCCUGGGUCGCUCUGAUAGCCAGAGGAAACUGUACAUACAGGGAGAAGAUCCGGCUGGCAGCCAGUCUCGGUGCGACCGCAGUGGUUAUUUAUAAUGUAGGAACGAGCAACUCGAAUGAUACCAUCACCAUGUCUUAUUCAGGAUCAGAAGAUGUGGUGGCCAUUAUGAUCCCCGAGCUGAAGGGUCGUGAGAUCUCUGCGCUGCUGGAGAAGAACGUGAGCGUGAUGAUGCACAUCACCGUCGGCACACGCAACCUGCAGAAGUACGUGAGCCGCACCUCUGUCGUCUUCGUCUCCAUCUCCUUCAUCGUCCUCAUGAUCAUCUCCCUGGCCUGGCUCGUCUUCUACUACAUCCAGCGCUUCCGCUACGCCAACGCACGCGACCGCAACCAGAAACGUCUGGGAGAUGCUGCAAAGAAGGCCAUUAGCAAGCUACAAGUGCGCACCAUCCGGAAGGGGGACAAGGAAACGGAGUCAGAGUUUGACAACUGUGCCGUGUGCAUUGAAGGAUACAAGGCCAAUGACGUCGUGAGGGUACUGCCAUGUCGGCAUGUGUUUCAUAAAAUCUGCGUGGAUCCGUGGCUGCAGGACCACAGAACCUGUCCCAUGUGCAAGAUGAACAUCCUUAAAGCGCUCGGCAUCCCGCCAAACGCAGACUGCUCUGAUGAUGUCCCCCCUGACUACGAGCUGUCCCUGGCCAGCCCUCCCACCAAUGCUGUGACGGGGGCCAGUGAAGUAACUGUGAGUGAGAGCUCCAUGGCGCUGGAUGGCCUACCACAGCUUUACCACGAGCCAGAAUCUCUCACACAGCUUGAAGAGGGCCAUCACAUGUCCAUCAGUGAGCACCAACCACCUCUAAUCAGCGAGUCAAACCCAUCACUCAUCCUGCCUGUGGAAGUGGGUCUGUCUGACAUCGAACUUUCUGCUGGAGCAGAGCAAGAGGAGGUGAAGUCCUGAGAGGAGAACCUGCUACUACAGAGACUGAGCUACAGCAGGGGCUCCUGUGGAGCCACGUAAGGAACAGAUGCAGGAUGGGAAACAAAGGACAUGUACAAUAUUUUGUCCCUCAUAGCCUCGUCAAGGAUCUCAUAAGCACUAAAGGUCUUCUCUCUGACCAUUAUUCCACCAGGUUGGUCUUGUCAUCUCUGGUCAUUUUGCACUGACUGGCAAAAGUGCAGCAAAUGUCAAGUUCAACCGCUCGGACUCUGGAAAUUCUGACUCUUCCUCGCGGGAUCACUGCCAAUAUACACGA